GAGUGAGAUCUGCUGCAUCUGGUACACUUACGUGAUCGCGCGGUUCCCGGGGAUGCAACCUCAAAUUUAACAUCGGUUUCGUUAACGCACUGACAUUAGAUCACGACGCCGGGGCCGACGAAACGAUUGUCGAGGAUUGGCCUGAUUCACCAUGGCUGAGCAGCAGAGGCAGCGCAGUCUCUCCACGUCCGGAGAAUCUCUCUAUCAUGUGCUGGGGGUCGAUAAAGUGGCCACCGUCGAUGACAUCAAGAAGUCAUACCGGAAACUGGCAUUGAAGUAUCACCCUGACAAGAACCCUGACAACCCCGAGGCGGCUGAUAAGUUUAAAGAGAUAAACAAUGCUCAUGCCAUCCUCAACGACCCGACAAAGAGAAACAUCUAUGACAAGUACGGCUCGCUGGGACUUUAUGUGGCUGAACAGUUUGGAGAAGAGAACGUCAACACUUACUUCGUUCUGUCCAGCUGGUGGGCCAAGGCUCUGUUUAUUUUCUGCGGUCUGGCUACAGGCUGCUACUUCUGCUGUUGCCUCUGCUGCUGCUGUAACUGCUGCUGUGGGAAGUGUAAACCACGGCCACCCGAUAGACCGGACCCAGAGUUUUACGUCUCCCCUGAAGACCUAGAGGCCCAACUGCAGUCUGAUGAGAGAGAGACAGUCGGUGGUGAACCUAUUGUGUUGCAGCCUUCUUCUGCCACAGAAACCACCCAGCUAACGUCUGACGGGUACCAUACUACCUACCACACCGAUACCGGCUUCAACUAAAACAGCCAUUCUCUUAGCCUCCACCACGUGGUUUGUCUAGCGCCAUCCCUCCAAUGGGAAAAAUGAAUGAAAAGAAUCCUUCAACUACAACUAAAAAAAAAAGCCUGUUUUUAGAGGAGGAAAGCCAGCGAUGGAGCUGAAUUGUUUAGCGUAUCCUGUCCCUUAUUCACACAACCACUUCCAUCACCCACGCAAGAUCCGCCUCACAGUACCGUAGCUUAAAAAAAAAGCUUAA
Danio rerio (zebrafish) is the source of this 995-nucleotide messenger RNA. RefSeq names its product DnaJ (Hsp40) homolog, subfamily C, member 5aa (gene dnajc5aa). The record is from RefSeq and is marked provisional. Gene Ontology annotation, cellular component: melanosome; cytosol; chromaffin granule membrane. NCBI's taxonomy places the organism in Eukaryota, Metazoa, Chordata, Actinopteri, Cypriniformes, Danionidae.